UUUGUGUUUUUAAGCGUUUACAUGAAUGCAACCCAUUUAAGCAUUUUUAUAGACUUUGUAAGCGAUGCUGUUGAAUGCGGCAUUGUAAUGCUUAAAGGUUUUCUGUGGGUAAAACAUAUUCGCAUGAUAGUAACAGAAAAGAGAACGUGGUGAUUUAUAAAGAUGGCAUUUAUUAAACAGGAGAGUGAAGACAUCAAGAUUGAAGAAGUAUUCAGUCUGAAAUUUGAAGAUCCUGAGGACGACGAUAUAGACCUGAUGGAGCUGAUGGAGGAGAGUAAAGAACGGUAUAAGAAUAAUGAUUCCAGUACUGAAGAAAAAUCUUUUAGUUGUUCACAGACUGAAAACUCUCGAUUUAGAAAACGUGUCAUCUGCCCAGAGUGUGGAAAGUAUUACAGUCAUCAAGCAAACCUUAAAGUCCACAUGAGGGUCCACAUGAGGGUUCCCACUGGAGAGAGGCCUAUCACCUGCCAACAGUGUGGAAUCACUGGUUUCACUGAACAAGGAAGCUUUGAAAGACACAUGAGCGUUCAUGCCACAGAGAAACCUUACAGCUGUGACCUGUGUGGAAAGAACUUCACAGAACAAAUAAGCCUUGACUGCCACAUGAACAGUCACACUGGCGACAGGCCGUUUUCAUGUGAUCAGUGUGGAAAGCGCUUCAAAAAUAAGGAAAACAUUACUAAUCACAUGAAGACUCAUUCAAAAGAGGAGCAUUUUAUAUGUCGUCAGUGUGGAGUGAAUUUCACAGACCCAGAUCUCCUUAGGAGUCACGUAAAAACUCACGCUGGAGAGAAGCCGAACAUGUGCCAAUACUGUGGAAAGACCUUCACAAACAAAAGAUCCCUCAAGGGUCACAUGAUUAUUCACACUGGAGAGAAGCUUUUCUCCUGCCUUGAGUGUGGACAGAGUUUCAAAUUAAAGAAAAACCUUCAGAUUCACAUAAAUGUGAAGAAACAUCAAAGUUAAAGGCCUUUCACCUCCACAUUAAGUGGAAAGAGUUGCAAACCUUACGUCACAAGAUGCUUCACACUGGAGAGAAAUCUUAAAUGUGAAUCCAGUGUGAAAUGUUUCACAUAUCCAAAACCUGAAAGAUCAUAUACAAACUCAUUCUGUGACAUUCCCAGGUUCCUCAGUGUGAUGAGGUUUCCAAACACCAAAUUCUUGGUGAUGGAAUUGGCUGAAAUCAUUGCCUGAAGGAGUGACAUUUCUUCCUCUUUGCAGGUUUCCUGUUUGUUGGGUUUGUUGUUUUAUUUUGAAAUUAAAGUAUUAAGAGCUGCAUCCAGAUCCAAGUCUCCUCUUCCUCAUCUACCUGAUCAUGUCUCUUCUUCAUUGGCACAUUUUGACGAGAAAGUGGUGAUUAUAAAGAUGGCGUUUAUUAAACAGGAGAGCGAAGACAUCAAGAUUGAAGAAGUAUUCAGUCUGAAAUGUGAAGAUCCUGAUGACGACGAUAUAGACCUGAUGGCGCUGAUGGAGGAGAGUAAAGAACGUUAUAAGAAUAAUGAUUCCAGUACUGGAGAAAAGUCUUUUAGUUGUUCACAGACUGAAAAGUCUCGAGUUCAUGAUCGUGCCAUGUGCCUCGAGUGUGGAAAGUGUUUCAGUCAUCAAGGAAACCUUAAAGUCCACAUGAGGAGUCACACUGAAGAGAGGCCUUUCACCUGCCAACAGUGUGGAAUCAGUUUCACUGAACAAGAAAGUUUUGAAAGACACAUGAGAGUUCACAGCGGAGAGAAGCCUUACACCUGCAAACUGUGUGGAAAAAGCUACACAGCGCAAAUAAGCCUUGAUUGUCACAUGAACACUCACACCGGUGACAGGCCGUUUUCAUGUGAUCAGUGUGGAAAGCGCUUCAGACAUAGAGCAGCCAUUAAUAAUCACAUGAAGAUUCAUUCAAGAGAGGAGCGUUUUAUAUGUCGUCAGUGUGGAGUGAAUUUCACAGACUCAAAUGACCUUAGGAUUCACGUAAAAGCUCACGCCGGAGAGAAGCCGAACAUGUGCCAUCACUGUGGAAAGACUUUCACAAACAAAAGAACCCUCAAGGAUCACAUGAUAAUUCACACUGGAGAAAAGCUUUUCUCCUGCCCCGAGUGUGGACAGUGUUUCAAAUCUAAAAAAACCCUUCAGACUCACAUGAGAGUUCACAGUGAAGAAACGACUUUCACCUGCCCAAUAUGUGGAAAGGGUUGCAAACUUAAAGGAGACCUUAACAGUCACAUGAGGCUUCACACUGGAGAGGGACCUCGAAUGUGAAUCAUUUGCAAACUCGUUCUGUAACAUUAUCAGGUUCCUCUAUGUAACGAAGUUUCCAAACACCAAAUUUUGUGUUACUGAUAGAGUGACAUUUCUUCCUCUUUGUGGGUUUACUGUUUUGUUUUGAAAUUAAAGUAUUAAGAGCUGCA
Messenger RNA from Labeo rohita (rohu), 2396 nucleotides. Its product is annotated as gastrula zinc finger protein XlCGF8.2DB. NCBI's taxonomy places the organism in Eukaryota, Metazoa, Chordata, Actinopteri, Cypriniformes, Cyprinidae. The record is from RefSeq and is a predicted model, not a curated record. The coding region runs from base 1366 to 2247 and encodes 293 amino acids. Gene Ontology annotation, molecular function: DNA-binding transcription activator activity, RNA polymerase II-specific; RNA polymerase II cis-regulatory region sequence-specific DNA binding. The transcript is spliced from 5 exons. Gene Ontology annotation, biological process: regulation of transcription by RNA polymerase II. Gene Ontology annotation, cellular component: nucleus.